Molecule: messenger RNA, 901 nt
Organism: Ipomoea triloba (trilobed morning glory)
Lineage: Eukaryota; Viridiplantae; Streptophyta; Magnoliopsida; Solanales; Convolvulaceae
Product: E3 ubiquitin-protein ligase ATL23-like
Exons: 1
Coding region: 156-563 (135 amino acids)
Source: RefSeq, a predicted model, not a curated record
CGUCUCACCGAGAAAUUGGUGUGCUUUGCACUCCUCUCAAAUAUUCUCUCUCCGCCGCCACUCUCCAUUUCCAAUUUUUUUUUAAACGACAUUUAAUUAAUUCUUCUCUCCUACAUUACCAGUUUUCUAAGAUUUCAUAUAUUUAGCUUCUAAGAAUGCUUCUCUCGGUGUUUUUGGCUCUGUUUCUACCGUGCGCCGGAAUGAGCGCCGUGUUUUUGGUGUACAUCUGCUUGCUAUGGUACGCCGCCACCUACCAGAACGGCGGCGCGGCGGCGCAGAGCCGCCAGGAGGUGAUGAAAGGGACGAAGGAGAAGGGGCUGUCCGCCGCGCAGCUGGAGAAGCUGCCGGCGAUCACCGGGAAGGAUUUGGUGAUGGGACACGAUUGCGCGGUGUGCCUGGACGAUAUCGGGAGCGAGGAGCCGGCGAGGGUGGUCCCCGGCUGCAACCACGGCUUCCAUCUAGAAUGCGCCGAUACGUGGCUCGCUAAGCACCCCGUUUGCCCGAUUUGCCGAACCAUGCUCGGCCCGGAGCUCUUCGACCCGCCCGAGACCAAUCCUUGCUAAACGAACAAAUGUGGUUUAACUACUGCUGGAAAAUUUACCAAAUGGUGCGUGAUGAUGAUGGUGGUGGUAAAUGGUAAUUCAUUUUAAUCUUCUUCAAUUCUAGGUUAAUCUUAUUUUAGGUCUUAGUAAAAUAAAAAAAAAAAGAGUUCUAGACAGUGUAGAACAUUAGGCUAGGAAUUUUCUUUUAUUUUUUUCCUAAUUUCUUAAUUUUUUCAAAAAUAUAAUUAUUGUAAAUUAGGCUUUAUUAUAGUAGUUGUAAGAUCCUUUUUCAGAAUUUUGUAGAAUGUGAUGAUGAUGCAGUAGCUGUUCAAUAAAAUAUUAUUGGCAAAAGAUCCAAA